This is a messenger RNA of Trypanosoma grayi, 1227 nucleotides long. Its product is annotated as leucine-rich repeat protein (LRRP). The transcript has a single exon. The record is from RefSeq and is a predicted model, not a curated record. Gene Ontology annotation, biological process: SCF-dependent proteasomal ubiquitin-dependent protein catabolic process. Gene Ontology annotation, molecular function: protein binding. Lineage: Eukaryota; Euglenozoa; Kinetoplastea; Trypanosomatida; Trypanosomatidae. The coding region runs from base 1 to 1227 and encodes 408 amino acids. Gene Ontology annotation, cellular component: SCF ubiquitin ligase complex.
AUGCAUGAAACUAAGUAUAGGCCACGCACAUUUCUCCAUCAUGGGGUACUUGAUGACAUCGCUAGGUUUCUGCCGUCACAGCCAUUGGCCUUCCUCAUAGCGUCCCCCACUAUCAGGCAGGUGGUCGAGCACAUCCAUUGUGAAUCGUUGCUCAUGAGUGCAGUGGCGCUCUGUGGAGGAAAGAAGCCCCGUGAGUGGGAGGAAUGGUCGCUGCAGAAUGGUGCCUGGUGUGGUCACGUGUCGAAUCUGAAGUGCACACUAUGGUGGAUCCGGCGUCUGGCAAAUGCUAACAAAGGCAAACUAGCAGCUCUCUCCUUCGCGUGGCGCAGCUUUAUUGCGGAUCUUACCGACGUUAAGGAUUUGAGUGGUCUUCGCUGGCUAUUCUUGCCAGAGGCCAGUGUGCUUAAUAAAACCCUCAAUCCCCUUGCCUCUUGUGUUACCUUAGAACGUCUGUGGCUGCGCUCCUGUCGCGGUCUUACAAGGGUGGAGUCGCUGUGUCAUUUGCAUUCCCUCAAGAGUCUCGAUUUGUCGAUGACUGGAAUGACGGACGACGGCCUGUGUGCCCUCGCAGCGUGUCGCGCGCUGGAGGAGGUGGAUCUCUCGGGGUGCGCCUUCAUCUGCGCCAUCCCCUUCUUAAAGGGCAUGGAGCACCUCCGCGUUGUGAAGGUGCGCGACUCCGGUGUGACGGAUCGCGCGAUUUCUGUGCUCAGCACUGCUGCGGGGCUGCUCCACCUGGACAUUUCGGGGUGUAUUCUCGUGACUUCUCUGAACCCGCUCCGUGAGUUGAAGAAUCUGCAAUGGCUCAACGCAACCUGGUGUGGGGUGCGCGAUGAGAGCAUCGAAGGUAUCUCGUGCUGCAGUGCCUUGGAGUAUUUAAACGUCUCUCGCUGCUGGGACAUCCACAAUGUCAACGCUCUGGGCGCCCUGCAGAGGCUACAGGUGCUUGACCUUCGUGGUACGAACGUUGAUGAUGAUGGCAUUGUUGGUCUUUCGCGUUGCGAAUCACUGAGUAUUCUGCACCUUGGUGGGUGUUUCUACAUAUUUUCCGUCGCUGCACUAGCAGUGAUGUCAAAUCUAAAGGAACUAGACUUGAGCCAUACUUCCGUGGCAGAGGAGAGUUUGUCAUUGCUGCCAAGCUGGGUGCAUCUUGUUAAGAAGCCUAGUCGGAUCAUCUCACGCAACACCUCCUUGAUGUGUCUCGAGACUAGGCGGGUAUCUCACCAUUGA